Messenger RNA from Cannabis sativa, 1135 nucleotides. RefSeq lists its product as uncharacterized. The record is from RefSeq and is a predicted model, not a curated record. The coding region runs from base 356 to 1135 and encodes 259 amino acids. The transcript has 2 exons. Lineage: Eukaryota; Viridiplantae; Streptophyta; Magnoliopsida; Rosales; Cannabaceae.
ACAUGAUGAAAAAUGACAAUGAGUAAGAACUAUGUAAUUUUGGGGAUAGAAUUGUGGUUUUUAAGUUGGUUUACAGUUGCAUAAUCAUUUAAUAAUAGUUUCAUUACGUUUUUUGCAGGAAUUUAUUUUGGAAAAGAUAGAGGACAGAACAGUUUGAGAAAUGGUUAGUUUCCCAAAAUUUAAAUGAAGUUUCUUAAUAGUUUUAUUCUCGUUUCUUUGUAGUUUAUUAACAACAAAAAAAUGGCAAAAUCAGGAAUCAGGACAGGAAAUACAAUGCUUGAACAAAGGGACAGAGAUAGAAGAAAGGAAAGACAUUCCAUUCCUAGUCUUCUACAAUGGACAAUUCGAUGAUCGAAUGAAUUAUGAAAAUUAUGAAGCCAGUGGACAUUACAUUUCAGCCAAUUGUAACUAUGAAGAUUUGCAACGGAAACUCAAAGAUGUCCUGGAGUGCAACCAAGAAAACACUGUUUUGCAACUGAAAUAUCAAGUGAAGGAAGGAUACCAACCAUUGAGGAUAAAGGAUGAUCAAAGCCUGCAUUUCUACAUACAACUCAAACUGAAAGACCCCGACUUCACAACAUACCCAAUGUGUGUGAAUGUCAUCAACAACCCAACAACAACCAUCGAUGCAUCAUUCUUGGGAAAUGACAAUUCAUUAAUUACACAUACAAGCGCCUUCCAACCAAUCGAAUACAAUGCAGCAACAACAGAAGACUCAACAAAUCAACAACAUAUAAUUGAAGCUACAGUACCAGAAUUUGGGGGAGAAAGUUUUGACUUCAUGGACUAUGAAAAACUUGUGGCAGAGGAGAUGGUUGAGCAACUGGAAAACAACAGAAAAAAGGAACCAGAAAUCACAGAUUAUGACAAACUACUAAUCACAGAUCCGCAACAUCUUGAAAUAGAAGAAGCACAAAUAUACAAAGACAAAGAAACACUGCAGAGUGUGCUUGGUUUCUAUGCAAUUAGGAACAACUUCCAAUUCAGAGUUAAAAAAUCAUGUGCAAGAACAUACAAGAUUUGUUGUUUGGAUCCAAAAUGCAAGUGGGCACUAACAGCAACCUUAGCCCAAAACUCUUUAGGAUUGGGCUGGAAAACUUCCCUUAGUAAUAAACUAUGUACGACUUGCAGAUGA